Messenger RNA from Aquila chrysaetos chrysaetos, 1903 nucleotides. It is a transcript of the gene CENPM, whose product is annotated as centromere protein M. NCBI's taxonomy places the organism in Eukaryota, Metazoa, Chordata, Aves, Accipitriformes, Accipitridae. The record is from RefSeq and is a predicted model, not a curated record. The transcript has 5 exons. The coding region runs from base 425 to 988 and encodes 187 amino acids.
GGGGGGCAGCGGGACGCCCGGCCGCAGGCCUGCGGCGGGAGCGCACGGGGUCCCUCUGCCGCCCUGGCCGCGGGACGGAGCCAAAGCAGCGGCUGUGAUGCGGGUUCACGGAAAGUUUCUGCUGCAGAAGGGGCCGCACAGAAACUGCCUACAAGUGCAGCUUCUCGCCAAGCGGCGGUGCUGGGAGCCGGAGGGUGCGGGCUUCAGAGAACGAGCUUGCUGUCGUGGGCACCGGAGGGCACUGCUGCACGGCACGGAUGUGGCGGGCCUCUGCGGAAGGCAAACUGCUCAGUCUUCAGGGCACGCGGCUCGGGCAUGAUUAGAAACGGGGGUGGAAAUAGUUCUCGCGGUCGUCACGUUCGCUAUGCACGUACCAUUGCCCUUUGGAUGGUGCAGUGAUGUCUGACUACUGAAUUGGAAGGGUAUGAGAGGAGCACAGAUAUUUUUUUGUCUCCUGCGAGACUGGCAUAUACAGGAAUUAAACACCCUGGGACAAAAUGGGGCAAGUACAACGCUUGCAACUACUUGCAACCAAACAAGUUUUCCUGAAAGAUGUCCUUUACUUUUGGUGCUUUUCACAUCCAUUUUCUGUCACCUUGCUGCAUCCCUCCCCUUACCUCCAGAGAGGGAUCACCUUCGGCCCAGGAUAGAUCUGGUUGCGUUUAUGAUUGACAUCAAGAGCAAAUACAGCUUGAAGAAUGUUGAAGCUUCCCUAGCGUAUGUGGAUGACAGCUUCUUCCUGGGGAAAGUAUGCUUUCUUGUCACUGGGGUUGGCAGGGUGAAUUACUGCAGCGUAGAGAUGAAUGCCAUCCGGAACCUGGGAGAAGUCUACUGCAGCCCUGUGCUAUUCUGUGAGCUGGAGGUGGAAGGGUCACAAGUUGCCACUGCUCAGCGACUUCUCCGGAUGUUAGAGAUCUGUGCUGGUCACGUACCAGGAGUUUCUGCCUUGUCCUUUAGUUCACUGAUGAGAAACUGUGCUGAUGACUAGCUUCUCAUUGUGAGAAUUCAGCCACAUUCAUCAGUUUUUUCACUUCAGGCAUUCAAGCUGCUGCAGUUGGAUUCACAUUGGGAAGCUUUUUUUUGCCUGACUUGUCAUGACCACUCAUCCAGAGCUGUUCCUAGUUGCUAGUCUCUCAAGAAAAGCUGGACUCGUGUUCAGUGGAUAACAUAGGUGCUGGGAGGAGGGCAGUUUGAAUUGGGGAUUCCUGUCCAUUAUUACAUCCGAAUCCCAUUUCAUGAUCAAGUUUGAGUUUUACCCACUUUGCCAGUGGCCAGGAGCUACAUGUUUUACUGAGAGAAUACUGGAAGAAUGGGCCACUAUCCCAAAUGCCGCAUGUCACGGUUGAGUAUCUUCAUUUCAGUGUCACCAGAGUACUAGAGAAGAGGCAGCAGGCUCCUGCUUCCUUUCCGUUGAAAUACAGCACCUUAGACUAAUGUGAAACCUCACUGCCAGGUUUUGUUUCCCCACCGAGAGAAUAACGGGGAAGAAAGGCUGUCCUGCAGCUUCUAGAUAGACUGCACUUGGUAGUUAGUGAUCCAGCUGUGUGAGCAUCUGCCCAGUGAAGGGCUUAGUAUUUCCAUGCCUGAUACCUAAUUGGGGAGGAAGGGACUAAAAAAGAUAAUCUAGCACUUCAGCUUUCUUUUAGACCUUUAGAGAAAAAGGCUCCAUCUAUCAAGCCCAGGAUGACCCUAGCAACCCAGGCUCCUGGGCUGACCAGAGAUGAAACACAGCAGACUGGACUAUAGCAACAUACAGAAAACACGUGUCUCUUGCAAGUUGGGCAUAUGCUGUGUAUAAUCCCUUAACUAACAGGUUCUUACCAGUAGUAAUGCAUGCCUUAUUCUUACUGCAAGUCAGUAGUGUGUUUUGGAGUUCUAAGUUAAUAAAGUGUUUACUAUUUAA